This is a messenger RNA of Larimichthys crocea (large yellow croaker), 3001 nucleotides long. It is a transcript of the gene rbm44, whose product is annotated as RNA binding motif protein 44. Bases 192 to 2681 code for a protein of 829 amino acids. Gene Ontology annotation, molecular function: RNA binding. The record is from RefSeq and is a predicted model, not a curated record. Lineage: Eukaryota; Metazoa; Chordata; Actinopteri; Sciaenidae. The transcript has 21 exons.
UGAUUUCCUCUGUGUGGUUUCCUCUGUGUGAUGAACACACAGCACCAGCAUCGUUUGGGUGGACAGCUCCUUUAAACUCCACAGGCUAACAGGCUAGUUACCAAUUGACUUGAUUAGCAGACAGACGUGGUGUGACAGCAGCAGGUAAUACGCUUGACUGAACGGGCUCGUUGGUUUGCUGGUGCCGUGUCAUGGACUUGCUCUGUCCGCCUGCUUCUUCGUGGCCCUCGGCGGCUUGUUCGGCCUCUCAACCCGUGACUGUGCUUCAGACCGCGCGGCCCUACGUGCUCGGUAACUACGCGGGCGUGGCGCUGCCGCCGCGGGUCAUCCCUCGGGUCAUCCCUCGGCUCUGCAACACGGUGACUCAAACCCCGCGUCCAGGUGAGAGCAGGUUCUUCUCUCUGAGCAGGUCUGUGUUUGACCUGGUGAACGCUCAUCAUUACCUGUCCUUAACUGACCCCAAGCUGCUCAAGUGGUAUCUGAGUCUGUGUCCGGAGGACAGAAAGAUCAUACAGGAUGAAGGAGGGUUCCAUCAGUUCCUGCAGAGACACCCGGCUCUGGAGCUGUCUCAGCAUCAUGUUUAUGUGAAGUAUAGUGCUGGAUGCAGCGGUCCUGCCCGGCCCUCCGUGAUGUCCGACCUGCAGCUCUCGAGACCGAUGGGAGAAGAGAAGUGCAGAUGUGAAAUGCCCCAUACAAUAUACCCCGGCAAUGUGAGGGAGACUUUGACCCUGCUUAGACCACAACAACAUCCACAUGUGGAAAUCUUCAACACAGAACAGCUCCUCUACCUGCAAGACAGCUUCCAAACAGCCUUCAACCACCCCAUCACACAGGAAGCAAACCAUCAGCAGAUGAUGGACAGCAGCAGUGCAGCUAUGUGUGUGGACGUGGAGCUGGAAAGAUCCAGACAGUGGAACAAGCCUUUGAUCUGGAGCCAGACAUAUGCUGAAGUCCGCCCAUUACAGUCCGAAUGGCCAACCAUGGAGCAGUCUCCUUCUGUAGACACUGUACAUGAUGAUGAGGCCUGUUUAAGCUUUGAGGAUCCUUGUGAGGACCUCAACAACAUCAUGGAGGAUGAUAAGAGCAUACUGGUCUGUGUGGCCAGUGAAAAUGGGAAAGCACAUAACACUGACACCUCCAGCAGUGAAGCUCUGUCAGGCAACGGUGAGACCUCAAAGUCUGUCAUCGAGGCAAACACUGCAGAGCACCCCCCUCCACCCUGCGUUACUACCUGUGACGUUAGGGUUGGCACAGAGCCUGCAGCAUGCACGUCAGCCUCCACCCAAACCGAGGAUCCAGGAUCAUCUGACAAGCAUGUCAUCACCAAAGUCCACAUGGCGGAUCUGGACUACCUCGCUGAGGAAUUCAUCAAACUCAAGACGGCCAAAGAGCUGAGAGAGCAAAAAGAGCAAAUGAAGAGCCCUGGCUGUAAAGUGGGGAAGGAAUGUGAGUGUGUUGAGCGUGCUCAGCAGGCAGAGCUGUGCGUCCUGGCAUUGCAGCACAGUAUGUGCAGACAGCACUGCUGGAGACUCUACUACACCUCUGCUGAGGAAGGCCAGCUCACCCCACUGCCAAAGAGCCCUCCUGUGAACAUGGCGAGUGUUCUGCAGAAACUAGACUCUGACUAUCAUCACAUGAGGGAGAAGAUCCUGGCAGGGGUUCCUCUGGAGAAACUUCCACCUCUUUCUGUUGACUCUGAGAAGAUUACCACAGGAGCCAGGUACACCCCUGCACAGAUAGUUGGUGUGCUGGGAAAUGUUCCUUCUCGCUCUGAGGAGUCACAGAAACAUCACACAUCAGGGGAAGAAGACACAAGUCCAGAGAAUGAAAGCAGAAAUGGCUGCCAGCUCGGUCAGAGAAAGGAGCAGCCGAAGAACGGCAAAGCAAAGAGAGCUGUCACUUCUGUCCCCCAGAACAGAGCCGCUCUCUGCAACAAGAGCAGGCCGACAGGGAUCAACACGGCCGAGACGUGGUACGAUGCUGAAGAGGACGUGGAGCCAGCAGGACCUGCUGAGAUCGGACAAGAACCAACAGUGAUGACCAAAGAGAAGACCUGUGUUCCAGAACCAGACGGUGAGGAAGCCAAGACUUCAGUCCUGUGUGUCUCCAACCUGCCCAGGAAUGUGACAGAGAGUGACGUAAUGCUGUGCUUUGAGAAAUACCACGUCUGUGAGGUCAACAUCUCUGCUCUGAAGAAUGAUCUGAGCGUUGCCAUAGUGACGAUCAGUGGACCCCAGUCGGCCGAGGCUGCAGUCAGAGAGCUGAAUGGCUUCAGCGUGCGAGGACAUACUUUACAUGUAGAGCACCUGGAUGGGAGUCACCAUCCGUCCUCAGAGGUCACCACCAAACCACAGACCUCCAAGACUGGAGCCAGCAGCCCUGACAGAAAGCUGAUGGUUCAGCCACCGCUCAGCUCCAGCAUCAAGAGCAGGAGGAUGGUCUGCAUCUCCCCCACAGCCAAAGGAACCUGCGUGCCCCAACACUACGGCACCAUGGACAGCUUCAACACCUUAAUGUCAGAGCUGACACAGCACCACCCAGACAUUGGGAGGCAGAGGAUUGUGGACGCUCUGAUGGAGCUGAAGGCCAAGCACCAGGGCGUCCUCAGCAGCCUGCCCCUCAGCACCAUCAGGGAGAUGACCUCCGAGCUUCUGACCACCGCCAACACUGUGCAGGCAUGAGGUGGCAGCGCUUUAAAAGGUUUCUUGUUAGCCGUGAUCUGUUGGAAGUUAUUUGUUAGUGCAGCAUCACAAUCCCUCAAGUUUUUCUUUGAAACAUUUCAAGUCAGAGGGUAUGUAGAUGUCCUGAACGUACCACAGCGUGUUCUGAACCAGAAGCAUCACAAGGUUUUUGGUUUGUUCGUUGAAAGAGGUUUCUCACAGUGCCUCAGCCAGUUGUUCAGUCAUUCCAUCAAUUUGAAAGGAAACUGUGUGGUGUCUCUGGUUGCAUGAAGUUGCUUUGUUUCUAUCAUUUGUCAAUAAAAGAACUGGCAUUGAACUGG